Rosa chinensis is the source of this 1487-nucleotide messenger RNA. RefSeq names its product probable aldo-keto reductase 1. Gene Ontology annotation, cellular component: cytoplasm. The transcript has 8 exons. NCBI's taxonomy places the organism in Eukaryota, Viridiplantae, Streptophyta, Magnoliopsida, Rosales, Rosaceae. The record is from RefSeq and is a predicted model, not a curated record. The coding region runs from base 43 to 1299 and encodes 418 amino acids.
UCGACAAAGUUUAACCACGUUUUAACAUUCUACACCUCCCAAAUGCCAAACCAUGUGAAUCUUUGGUCGAGGCCACGUUUUUUUAUUAAGCGUAGGCUCGUUUGUUUGAUGGGCCAAUCACUUUGUUAUCAGGAAGCAAUAUCCUACACCCAGAACCACUGCUCAAGUACUCAACCUCCUUCUUUGAUUCUUCACCAAGGCGACGAUGUGAGGCCUAUCCCUGCACCAUUUGGGGAGGAAAGAGGAAGAGGAAGAAGAACAAGGAUGGCUGAGGAUACACUCCAAGUUCCAAGAGUGCAACUGGGAAGUGAGGGAUUCGAGGUCUCCAAGCUUGGAUUUGGGUGUACUGGGUUUACUGGAAUCAACAAUAGUGCUCCAGUCAGUGAAGAGCUUGCAUUAUCAAUCAUCAAGCAUGCAUUUGAUAAAGGAAUAACAUUCUUUGAUACAUCAGAUAUUUGUGGACCACAUACUAAUGAAGUUUUGGUGGGAAAGGCAUUAAAGCAGUUGCCUCGAGAUGAAGUUCAGUUGGCCACAAAGUUUGGUAUGGUAAGAAUUGAGCCUAAUCAAGUUAUAGUUAAUGGCACUCCGGAAUAUGCCCGCUCCUGUUGUGAAGCUAGUCUGAACCGCCUCGGUGUUGACUACAUCGAUCUUUACUAUCAGCACCGGAUAGACACAUCAGUCCCAAUAGAGGACACUAUGGAAGAGCUAAAGAAGCUGGUGAAUGAGGGGAAGAUAAAGUAUAUUGGAUUAUCUGAAGCUAGUGCAGAAACAAUAAGGAGGGCACAUGCAGUUCAUCCUAUUACUGCUGUACAAAUGGAGUGGAAUAUUUGGACUCGUGAAAUUGAGGAAGAAAUUGUCCCUCUUUGCAGGGAACUUGAAAUUGGGAUAGUGACAUACAGCCCUCUUGGUCGUGGAUUUUUUGCUGGCAAGGCAAUGGUGGAAAGUUUGCCUGCAAAUAGUUUUCUGCAAUCACUUCCUCGUUGUCAAGGCGACAACCUUGAGAAAAACAAGAUUCUUUAUGGUAAAGUACAAUACUUGGCUGAGAAACAUGGACGCACCCCUGCACAACUCGCGCUUGCGUGGAUUGUUCAUCAAGGUGAUCAUGUGGUACCUAUCCCUGGGACAACUAAGACUGAAAAUAUUGAUGCUAAUAUCGGUUCCUUGAGAGUGAGACUCACUGAAGAAGAUAUACAGGAGAUAUCUGAUAUGAUACCCAUCAAUGCAGCGACAGGGAAUAGAGUAUCCGAUAGUCUUAUUCGCUGCUCUUGGAAGUUUGCAAAUACACCACCAAAAAGCUAGCAAAUGCAACUAAGAGAAGCCUUUAGUCAUAACAUAGAUGACAGUCUGCGAUGCUGUUGCAUCUCUGUAUUACUAACAUUCUGAUGUUGGUUUGCAAUGAAAUCGAAAGUUUGUUGGAGCAGAUUAAUGCGAAUUAAGUGCAAACAUAUGUUAGUCAGCUGCACUAAUUUGGUGCACAGUUUAACAAA